Molecule: messenger RNA, 231 nt
Organism: Aureococcus anophagefferens
Lineage: Eukaryota; Pelagophyceae; Pelagomonadales; Pelagomonadaceae
Exons: 1
Biological process (GO): siroheme biosynthetic process
Molecular function (GO): uroporphyrin-III C-methyltransferase activity
Source: RefSeq, a predicted model, not a curated record
AUGCUCGCCGUCGCCGCGGCCCUCCAGCGCGCCCCGCGGCGUGUCGCGCCGCCGGCCGUCGCGGCGCGCCGCAACGUCGCGCUGCGCGCCUGCGACCAAAACCUUUCGAAAAAGGGGACGGUGACGCUCGUCGGCGCGGGCCCCGGCGACCCGGAGCUCCUCACGGUCGCGGCCCUGCGCCUGAUCAGCGACCCGGAGGCGCUCGUCGUCGCGGACCGCCUCGUGUCGCCG